GAGGAGGGGCGGCCCGGGCCGCCGCUCGGACCAUGGCAGCCCGCUGGACCACUCAGAAACAACCUGCUGACGCCCGGGAGGACGCAACGGGGCAAACGAGGCGCAGCAGCGGCAGCAUGGUCCCCUGGCCCGCCGCCGCGUAGAGCCUGUCCUUGCCCAGCUCCGUCCGUCCCUCCUUCCCUCCGUCCGUCCCUCCGUCCCUCCGCCCGCCCGUCGAUGGCUCAGGAGAAAAUGGAGCUGGACCUGGAGGGUCCGAGCGGCCCGGCCGCGGCCCCCGCCGACGGGGGCGGCCUCCGCAGAUCCAACAGCGCCCCGCUCAUCCACGGACUCAGUGAUAAUUCACAGGUGUUCCAGGCUGAUGUGUUGAGAACACGCAGGAACAGUACAACAGUUAUGAACCGUCACAGUCUGUUGUUGCCAUCAUCCCCUAUUCGUAUUCCUAGUAGUCGCCUUCAUCAAAUCAAGCAGGAAGAAGGAAUGGACUUGAUAAAUAGAGAAACAGUAUAUGAGCGAGAAGUGCAAACAGCGAUGCAAAUAAGCCAAUCAUGGGAAGAAAGUUUAAGCCUGAGUGACAAUGAUUUUGAGAAAUCAUCCUCUCCAAAGCGCAUUGAUUUCAUUCCAGUUUCCCCAGCACCGUCACCUACCAGGGGGAUUGGGAAGCAAUGUUUUUCACCAUCUUUACAAAGUUUUGUGAGUAGCAAUGGAUUGCCUCCAAGUCCUAUUCCCAGUCCAACAAGACGCUUUGCAACGAGAAGAAGCCAGAGUCCUAUCAAUUGCAUUAGACCAAGUGUUCUUGGACCAAUAAAAAGAAAAGGCGAAAUGGAAACUGAAGAUCAGCCAAAGAGAUUUUUCCAAGGCACCACCAAUGUGCUUUCUUCUGAUGCUGCACACCUGACAGAUCUUAAUGUGUGUCUGUCUUCAGAUACUCUUGAUGGCAACAGCAGCAGUGCUGGAUCUUCUUGUAAUUCACCAGCCAAAGUCAGCACGGCCACAGACUCUCCUGUGUCACCUUCUGAAUCUGGGUCUCCAUUUAUUCCAGUGGAUGAACUUUCAUCUAAGUGAUCCAUCCAUCUUGAGACUGGUGGUUUUUUUGUUUUUUUUUUUUUAUCAGUGGAGAGAAAAAUCAAACUGGAGCAAUAACAUAGAAUUGUGUCUAACAUUUGGCUAUUUCUUAUUUGAUCCUGUUCCUCUAAGGAAUUUCCUGAAAUAUUUUUUUUUUGUUGAACUUCUGCUACAAUUCCUGAGGAUGUGCUUAAAUACAACGUAAUCUUUUCAGAGACAUUUUCUAAAAAGGAGUAUGUUGAUUCUACAAACAUACAUCUUUAAGCUGCUAAUAUGUCUAUAUACAUAUAUUGUCCCUUGAUUUUUAUAAUUGAGAGCUCUAUUUAUUUAUGGGAAUAGUAAGUUUUGAUGGAGUGUAAUUGUUAAAUUAAUCUGCAAGGGAAACUGACAGUUUAAAUUAUACACCUUGUGCCCACACUUGUUUAAAGAUACUUUUGGUAAUCACUAGCCUCUACUUACAAAAGAAAUACUCUGCCUGCCUAUUACGAAUGAUUUUUUUUCAAAUAAGCUAAUCAUAACAGACCAGCCUAAUAAUUAUACUAUACGGGAAGCAUUUGGUAUUUAAUUUGCUCUUUUUGAGGAGAGGAUGGAUUAAAAGUAGGGGGAGAGGGGGAGGGAGAAACUAAGUGAGCAACAAGAAAGCAUACUUUGAUUUCCACUCCAGUUUUCAUUUUUAAUUCUGAUAUGUUUGUAUUGUAAUUUAUGCAGAAAACAGCUAGCGUUGUUUUAUACGUUUUCACAACUUACUCUCUAUAUGUAAUUAUUGCUGAUUUGAUUAAGAACAGAGUUAAUAUGUAUAGGAUUCUUUACCAGAAUCACACGCCCUCUUUUCCCAGUAACUGUAAAUAUUUUUUUAGAGUCCCAAACAUUUUGCUAUCAAUCAUUUUUAAAGGGUUUUUUAAAAAUAGGAAAAGGAUGCAAUAGCGAAGUAUUAAAUUUUAAAGUCUAAAGUAAGUGCUUUGAAUAACUGGGAUUAGUUAGGCUUUUUAAAAUAAAGCUAGAAAGGGAGCCUCAUGAAAUGAAUUAUGAUGAGAUGGAUUGAAAUAUGCACACUCAACUAUGAACUUUUAUUUGAAGGAAAGACUGAGACAGUGGAGUGUGAGGGGAAAUAAGGCUUUCUUCAUGGGGUAGAGAUUUCUGAUGCGGAAGCCUGAACAGCGUCUAACAGAAUGAAUUCCCUUAUUCUCUGCAUGAUAGAUGAUGGACGUGGGCAAGUUUUGCCAAUGCCUAGACUGAGCCAUUGGCACCAUCUAAUGGGGCUCCUUUCCUCUCAUAGUAUUAGACAAAAGACCCAGGGAGAAGGGGAAGGAGUUCUUGUGGAAAAUACUUACUUGCAGUUUUGUAGCUUGCCAUAUUGUGUAUAUAGAGAGAAGGGUCUUCCUUCAACAAUGCAUUUGGUGAAAUAUUUUGGUGAAGCUAAAGUUCAAAACACAAAAACGAACUAAGUGGCCAUAGUCAGGCUCUCUGUUGAUCUUGACUACCAAAAUAUACUUUUAAAACAAAAUUCAGACAAUCUUCCACUCUUAUUAGUCUAGAUGAAUCAGUUAUAUGCUAUUAUACCAUAACAUAACUCACUGCAGUUUGCUGUGUGGGCCAUUUGAAUACACUUGUUGGCUUUUGUUUUAACUGUUGCCUUUUGAGCUUGUGCAAUGGAAGUAUUCUUUUCCAAGACACCUUCCCUCUCCACCGAUGUUUUGACCGAAAGGAUUGUUUAACAUUGUACAUGCUUGUUCUUUUGAAUUUGGUAAGGCUGCAUUAUUAUCUUAAACAUGCCGAAAGAUCAGUCGUGUCACUAUCAUAGGGAAGGCUAUUUUGACUUUUGAUUUUGAUGUCUCAUUUUUUUCUUUAAUGAGUCUGUUUAGAAAGAGGCAAGAACAAGAGCUAGUUGUAAUAUCUGUACGUGUUUGUGUCUGCCUUUUAUAUUUAUGCUGGUUUUAAAAUACCAAUAAAGUGAAAAGUUAAAGGGAGACGUA
Molecule: messenger RNA, 3035 nt
Organism: Tachyglossus aculeatus (Australian echidna)
Lineage: Eukaryota; Metazoa; Chordata; Mammalia; Monotremata; Tachyglossidae
Product: protein FAM122A-like
Exons: 10
Coding region: 217-1062 (281 amino acids)
Biological process (GO): mitotic G2/M transition checkpoint
Cellular component (GO): nucleus; cytoplasm
Molecular function (GO): protein serine/threonine phosphatase inhibitor activity
Source: RefSeq, a predicted model, not a curated record